CAAGGCAUCUAGUAUUGCCGUUCAAUUUGUAGCCCUGCUAGACAACUGUCUCCAGCUCAACCAAGUUAUUGUGUCAGCUGUUUGUUUGAGUGAAGAAUAGUGCACAAUGGGUGUCUCAACCGCCAUCAGUGAUCUGGAAUCAGUCCACAAGAUUGAAUAUGUUGCCAGCGAUCUCAAUACCUCCUCAGUGACCCUCUUUCCCUCUAGGGCGCAAGUAUAUCGAGAGAUUAAAGGCGUCCAGCUCAAGCGAGGCACAAACGAAGUAACCAUUGUUGGGCUCAGCCAAACCAUUGAUUCGGACUCAAUCAAAGUCGAGAGCAAUGGCGGCGCCACCAUUACCAACUUGGAGGUCGAGGCUGUGACUAACCGCCAGCUAUUCCACGAGGUGUAUCCCGAGUCAGAAUCCGAAUCCGAGUCAGAUGAGGAAGAAUUCUCAGAUGAUGAGGUAAGGAUAGAAUACUCGCAACUGACGUCCGCCCGGGCUUCUCUUCACAAGCUUCGGGAUGAGUUGGCCGCUGCCCGCGACGGCGCAGGCAACGCACAGAGACGGCUGGACAUGUUGGAGGAUUUUGGCAGACUUGGCGAGCGCAAGAACGAGGACUUCAUCAAGUCCACCCUCGAGCAGUACAGGAGUGAGCGCUCAAAGGCCUUCCAAGACCUGACGGAGAGUAACAACCUCCAGAAGGAGGUCAUCAAGCAGCUGGAAAAGGUCGAAAAGCAGUACAACAAGCUGCAGCGAGCUGAAGACAAAAAGUAUGCCAAGCAGGACAAGGCCAAGGCCCAAGCAAAGAAGGAAAAGGAAAAGAAGAAGGCGCUUAAGGACCGACUCAAGGGAGAGGCCAAGAGAGAGAGGCAGCGCCUACGCGACGAACAGCAACAAUUCUGGCCAAUCGAGGUAUAUAGCGUGCGCAUCACGCUCGAGGUUGCGGCCUUUACGCCCAUGACUUCACGUCGGGGCUCCACGUCCAGCGACGCCGACAUUGCCAAGGUCACAGUGGCUGAAGCUGAAGGCGACGAGGAUGCUGGCCCUGUCGAGGUCGAUCUGGCCUUUUCGUACGUCACGUCGUCGGCAUACUGGACGCCAAGCUACGACCUUCAGCUGUCGACCACAAACGCCUCGGCGACGCUCUACUUUGACGCCAUGCUCACCAACCAGACCAGCGAGGCCUGGAAGAGCUGCAAGGUCACUCUUUCGACGUCGCAGGCGACAUUCUCCAGCCUCUACGACACGAUCCCGACGCUGGUUCCCUGGCGCAUCAAGCUCGCCAAGGCCACGCAGUUUUUGGGAAACAACCCCGACAUCACUCGCAGCACUGAGGAGCUGACACAUUCGAGCAACCGUGCCCAUACUCCGAUGGUGCUCCAUCAACAAAACGCCAAGCGGAAAAUGAUGGUACGGUCAGCCGCAGCGAUGAAGUCAGCCGCAGUAAACGACAUGAUACAGCACGAGUCCCUCAGGUCGGCGCCACGAGGCCUCUUCGGCAGCGCUCCCGGUGCUCCUCCGCCCCCGCCUGCGCCGAUAGCACCGGCUCCGGCGGCCUUUGGCGGAGCGUAUGGGUCUGCGGCCCCGGCUGCUGCGGCAAACCAGUUCGUAGGACAGCAGGCACAGCUGCAAUCACACGACGUCCUCAACGACUUCGACUUUGACUCUUUCCUCCAGCAGGGCGACGAGGGCGGCCACGAUAGCUACGACGCCUCGCUCGUGGAAGAGACGGGCCUGACGACGACCUACGACCUCCCUGGCCUCAAGACGCUCGUGCCCAAGCACAACGGCUCCAAGCAGCGCGUGGCCCGCAUCCCCUUCUCCAACGUCGUCUUCAGCCACACCGUCGUCGCAAAGUACAAGCCCAUGGCCUACCUCAAGGCCAAGCUCAAGAACAGCAGCAAGAUGGCGCUGCUCAAGGGCAGCGCCAGCCUCACCCUCGACGGCACCUUCAUGGGCAAGACGUCGCUGCCGCGCUGCAGCUCCGGCGAGUCCUUCAGCCUCAGCCUGGGCGUCGAUCCCGCCAUCAAGGUCACGUACCCCAAGCCCGAGGUGCGCCGCACCUCCGUCGGGCUCUUCACCAAGGAGGACAGCGCCGUGUACAUUCGCACCAUUGAGAUCAACAAUACGCGCGCUGUGGGCGGCAGGGCGGUCAACUUGCUUGUGCUGGACCAGGUGCCUGUUUCCGAGGACGAGCGGCUACGCGUGGAACUCGCGUACCCGCGAGGCCUGGCGAUCGACAACGCAAACGGAGUUGCAGUGGGCGAGCCUGGCAAGGCUGGCAAGGACGAGGGCUGGGGCAAGGCUUCGGCGAAGCUCAAGAAGGACGGCCAGGUGACUUGGGACGUGAACUUGAAUGCGGGCAAGACGGUCAAGCUUUCGCUGGAGUAUGCUGUGUCUAUGCCGAGUGGAGAACUGGCUUAUCAGGUUUGACGGGUUGUGACAACGUGGUUUGUGGUGAUUUUUGUUCAUGUAACAGGCUUCCUGUUGGCCGGGUUUUUGUGGUUCUGGUAUAAGUGAGGGUUCUAUUCUGGUAUUGUCUGCCCCCCUGCACAGUUUAUAUGCAUGCCAAUCGCUAUUGAUGGGCGGAUAGUACAGCGCAGUAUUAAAAGUUAGCACGUUAUAUAUGACAUGGAACAGUAUCUUAUUAUUGCU
Messenger RNA from Trichoderma virens Gv29-8, 2638 nucleotides. RefSeq lists its product as uncharacterized. The coding region runs from base 107 to 2416 and encodes 769 amino acids. The record is from RefSeq and is a predicted model, not a curated record. The transcript is spliced from 2 exons. NCBI's taxonomy places the organism in Eukaryota, Fungi, Ascomycota, Sordariomycetes, Hypocreales, Hypocreaceae.